This is a messenger RNA of Entelurus aequoreus (snake pipefish), 2556 nucleotides long. RefSeq names its product transient receptor potential cation channel, subfamily V, member 1 (gene trpv1). Bases 171 to 2510 code for a protein of 779 amino acids. Lineage: Eukaryota; Metazoa; Chordata; Actinopteri; Syngnathiformes; Syngnathidae. Gene Ontology annotation, molecular function: calcium channel activity; protein binding. The transcript has 16 exons. Gene Ontology annotation, biological process: calcium ion import across plasma membrane. The record is from RefSeq and is a predicted model, not a curated record. Gene Ontology annotation, cellular component: membrane.
CUUAUCUUGUCUGCGUUACAUUAAAGCAGCAUCUUCGGGCACACCCAGAACCUCUGCAGGAGACCCUACUCACUGUGUGUGUGUGUGUGUGUGUGUGGGUUGUUGUUUCUUUGUUAGAAGAGGACAAUCAUAAGCUGAAUUGUGGACAUCUGUGACAUCUGGGCACAAAAAUGAAGAAAUCAGAUUCUUCUGUCUUCUCCCUGGAGGCUGACGACAGGACGGAGGCGGACAAACAUCGCCACAAAUCCCCAAAUCAAGAUGCUCUAGUGUCGGUUUUAAGUGUGGGCCACGAGGCGCCCUUAGCCCCCAUGGACACUGACUACCAGGAGGAAAUGGAGAAGACCAAACCUCAAAUACGCUUCAACCUCAACUUUGGCAAAGGAAUCGAAGGUGAGGAUCCAAACAAGAGAGAAGACAGUCAGUCCUUUAACAUCGACAGGUUGUUUGACGCAGUGGCCAGCAGGGACGUUAGAAGGUUGGACGGCCUGCAUCAGUACUUGCAUCAAAACAUGAAGAAACUUUCAGACACUUUGUAUCAGUCGUACGGUAAAACUGCCCUGAUGAAGGCUCUGCUGCACCUCCAAGACGACGAGAACCCGAUGGUUGAAUUAUUGUUGGACAUCUCGGAGAGGAUAGGGGACAUUAAAGAGUUUGUGAAUGCAGCUUACACCAGUACGUACUACAGAGGGCAGACAGCGUUGCACAUCGCCAUCGAGAGGAGGAGUCUGAAAUAUGUCAAACUUCUGCUCAGUAAAGGAGCAGACGUUCAUGCAAGAGCCUGUGGAAAGUUCUUCCAGCCUCAUGACGGCCCAAACUUCUACUUUGGUGAGCUGCCUUUGUCUCUGGCUGCGUGCACAAACCAGCCUGACAUGGUGGCCUUCCUCCUGGACAAUGACUACCAGCAGGCCAAUGCAAAUAUAGCCGACUCUCAGGGCAACACUGUGCUGCACGCCUUGGUGGUGGUAGCCGACAACACCAAGGAGAACACCGACUUCAUCACCAGUAUGUAUGACUUCAUCCUGACCACCACCGCCCGACUCAGACCCAAAGUCAACCUGGAUGAGACCGAGAACAACAACAGGCUGACGCCUUUUAAACUGGCUGCCAAGACCGGAAAAAGUGGGAUCUUCGCACACAUCCUGAAGCGAGAGUUCCACGAGAGUCACACCAAACAUUUGUCUCGUAAAUUCACUGAGUGGGUUUACGGGCCGGUCCACUGCUCCUUGUACGACUUGGCCUCUGUGGACUCCGUGGACGAAAAGUCGGUCCUGGAGAUACUGGUCUACGGCAGCGACAUCCCUAACCGCCAUGCGAUGCUUCAGACAGAACCUCUGAGGCAGCUGCUGAACGACAAAUGGAAAAGGUUUGCAGGUCGACUCUUUGGUGUCAACUUCUUGGUCUACAUGGUGUACCUAAUUAUCUUCACUAUGGUGGCCUACAACAAAAAGAAUGGAAAGACACCAUUCCCUGUGGAACACAACACUGCAGGUUACUUGUAUGUUGCAGGGCAGAUACUGUUAACUUUCGCAAACUGCUAUUUCUUCUUCAUUGGGUUAUUAGAUAUGAAGAGGAAACAACCGAAGCUGCAGACCCUGCUGAUUGAUGGAUAUUAUGAUAUUCUUUUCUUUUUGCAGGCCGUGCUCUUCCUGGUAGCGGCUGCCCUUUACGUUUUAGGUCGGGAAGCAUACCUUGGCUUCUUGGUGUUUAGUUUGGCUCUCAGCUGGGUCAACAUGCUGUACUUCGCCAGGGGCAGCAGACACAUGGGCAUCUACAGCGUCAUGAUACAGAAGAUGAUCCUCAGCGAUAUCCUGCGCUUCCUCUUUGUCUAUGUCGUCUUCCUGUUUGGAUUUUCAGCAGCGGUGGUCACGUUGCUCAUCGAGCCCCCAGUGGAAAACAACACCAACAAGCAACAGCGCCUCUUCGGACCCACCUACCCCGAGGCCGAAUGCGUCAAACCCACUUUCUAUAACAUCUCCUACACCACGCUGCAGCUCUUCAAGUUCACCAUCGGCAUGGGUGACAUGGAGUUCACCGAUGACUACAAGUACAAGGAGAUCUUCUACGUGUUACUCAUCUCCUACAUCAUCCUCACCUACAUCCUGCUCUUCAACAUGCUCAUUGCCCUCAUGAACCGCACCGUGGAGAAGAUCACCGCGGAGAGCGCCAGCAUCUGGAAGUUACAGAGGGCCAUCACCAUUCUGGAUAUGGAGAAAAGGUUGCCAUUCUGUCUGAGGAAGAGGCUUCGCUGCGGGGUGGAUAAAAACCUGGGCACCACCUCCGAGCAAGACCGCCGACGCUGUUUCAGAGUGGAGGAAGUCAACUGGAACAAAUGGAACAUCAACCUGAGAAACAUCAGCGAGGAGCCAGGUUACUGCGAUCAAACCCGUCAGAUGGCCUCAGACAACCAGCCUGUCAGAACAAACCGAGGGAGGAGCUGGAGAAGUUUAUUUUCAGAGAUCAGGAGAGGAGCUUAUGAGUCCACUGAGAUGAGGGACAUCACCCACACAUGAAGUAGCCAUCUUAUAUUGCAACAUUAAUUCUUGGACGGGUUAUGUU